This is a messenger RNA of Tripterygium wilfordii, 1082 nucleotides long. Its product is annotated as expansin-A3-like. The coding region runs from base 58 to 834 and encodes 258 amino acids. The transcript is spliced from 3 exons. Gene Ontology annotation, cellular component: extracellular region. Gene Ontology annotation, biological process: plant-type cell wall organization. The record is from RefSeq and is a predicted model, not a curated record. NCBI's taxonomy places the organism in Eukaryota, Viridiplantae, Streptophyta, Magnoliopsida, Celastrales, Celastraceae.
UUUUGCUCACCAAAACAGCGACGCCAACACUCCCUCUUUCUCUCUAUUUCUCUGGCAAUGGCGUCUGCGAGUGUCCUCUGCAUUGUGUCGCUGGUCUCACUUUUUGUGGCGGCGAAUGCCAGAAUCCCGGGAGUUUACACCGGCGGUCCAUGGCAGGGUGCACACGCCACUUUUUACGGCGGCAGUGACGCCUCUGGAACUAUGGGUGGUGCUUGUGGGUACGGAAAUCUUUACAGCCAAGGCUACGGCGUGAACACUGCGGCGCUCAGUACUGCUCUCUUCAACAACGGACUCAGCUGCGGCGCGUGUUUCGAGAUCAAGUGCACAGACGACCCCAGAUGGUGCAACCCUGGUAGCCCCUCCAUCUUAAUCACCGCCACAAACUUCUGCCCUCCCAACUUCGCUCAACCUAGCGACAAAGGCGGCUGGUGCAACCCUCCUCGCCCCCACUUCGACCUCGCCAUGCCCAUGUUUCUCAAGAUCGCCCAGUACCGUGCAGGAAUCGUCCCUGUUUCUUUCCGCCGGGUUCCGUGCAGGAAGCAAGGCGGUAUCAGAUUCACAAUUAACGGUUUCAGUUACUUCAACCUGGUUUUGGUCACCAACGUAGCUGGUGCAGGUGAUAUCGUGCGCGUGAGUAUCAAAGGAUCAAAGACAGACUGGUUGCCAAUGAGUCGCAACUGGGGGCAAAACUGGCAAUCCAACGCUGUUCUUGUGGGGCAGUCGCUCUCCUUUAGAGUGGCAGGCAGUGACGGACGGACCUCCACUUCCCGCAACAUUGCACCAUCUAAUUGGCAUUUCGGUCAGACCUUCACGGGAAAGAACUUCCGCGUCUGAUUUUUCAUUCCCACUUUCUUUCCUUUUUUUCCGCACUUUUUUUAAAAAAACUUUAUUAAAUUAAGUUGAACCGUUCAAGUUUUCCGCCUUCGAUUUUCCUCCAUUUUCUCGGGAAAAUUCGAAGUGGUGAAGGGGAUAGUAGUAGGAAUCUUAAAGUGUAGGAAAAGUGAGUUAAAGUUGAAAAGUUUGUUUUGCGUGGCUGUAAGAUAGCCCGCUGUUCUUCAUUAUAUAUGUUUUACCAUUCACUA